CUACCAGGCUUGCUCUUUGCCUCAAGUUCCUGUACCUAUCAUCGAUACAUAUAUAUAUUUACAUCUGAUUCGUUGCAAGCAUGGGCAUCUUGCUUAGACAGCCCGAGGGGACCGCGGGGAAGGCGUGGCCUGCCAUUCUAAUCAGCGGGUUCGUCGCCUUUGGAGGUAUCCUAUUCGGCUAUGAUACAGGUACAAUAAGUGGCAUUCUCGCCAUGCCGUACUGGGAUAAGACAUUCUCUACAGGCUACAGAGACACCAAUGGCAAUCUUACCAUCACCUCCAGUCAAUCUUCAGCCAUUGUAUCUAUUCUAUCUGCGGGUACCUUUUUUGGCGCACUUGGUGCUGCCCCCAUGGGGGAUUUCGUCGGUCGUCGUUGGGGAUUGAUCGCCUCAACCGGUGUCUUUUCGUUCGGAGUUGCCUUGCAGACCGCUGCAACUGCAAUCCCUCUUUUCCUAGCGGGGCGUUUCUUUGCAGGCUUCGGUGUCGGUUUGGUCUCGGCUUUGAUCCCUCUUUACCAGUCUGAAACUGCCCCGAAAUGGAUUCGUGGCUUUAUUGUUGGCUCGUAUCAAUUUGCCAUCACAGUCGGUCUUUUGUUGGCCGCUGUGGUGAAUAAUUCCACUCAUUCACGUGAUGAUACUGGUUCUUAUCGUAUUCCAAUUGCGGUCCAGUUCGCAUGGGCCAUUGUUCUAGUGGUUGGCAUGCUUAUCCUUCCAGAAACACCCCGCUAUCUGAUUAAGAGAGAUAACCACCAAGCGGCUGUCCGGAGCCUCGCCAAACUCAGACGUCUUCCUGAAACUGAUCCUGCGUUGCUUGAUGAACUUGCCGAGAUCCAGGCCAACCAUGAGUACGAAUUGAGCAUUGGAAGUGCUGGUUAUUUUGAAUGUUUCAAGGGUAAUCUUGGGAAACGCCUUUUGACUGGAUGCUUCCUCCAAGCCCUCCAACAGUUGACUGGUAUUAACUUUAUCUUUUACUACGGCACGCAGUUCUUUAAGAACUCUGGAUUCAAGAAUGAGUUUGUCAUUAGUUUGAUUACUAGCUGUGUUAAUGUCGGUUCUACUAUCCCCGGUCUUUAUGCUAUUGACAAGUGGGGGAGACGCCCAGUCUUGCUCACGGGAGCAAUUGGCAUGACCGUGUCUCAGCUGCUCGUUGCCGUCCUUGGAACGACUACCACCAGUCAGGAUGCGCUUGGAAAUAUUAUUGUCCAUAAUCAAGAUGCUCAGAAAGCAGCUAUUGCUUUCAUUUGUAUCUACAUCUUCUUCUUCGCUGCGUCUUGGGGACCUAUCGCAUGGGUGGUGACAGGAGAGAUCUUUCCUCUUAAGGUCAGAGCCAAAUCUCUGUCCAUGACUACUGCUACCAAUUGGCUGCUUAACUGGGCUCUGAGUUUCUCUACACCUUACUUGGUCAACUAUGGACCCGGUAAUGCGAACCUACAAUCCAAGAUUUUCUUUAUCUGGUUCGGCUGCUGCUUCCUCUGCAUCGCUUUUGUGUACACCAUGAUCUAUGAGACCAAGGGCUUGACCUUAGAGGAGGUUGAUGAGCUUUACAGUGAGGUCAGUUCUGCUAGAAAGAGCGUUGGCUGGAAGCCAACCAUCACCUGGACCGAGAAGAAGGAGAAACCAAACGCAUUUGGAGAGAAGGGCCUAGACGGAGAACAUAGAGAAUUCCAUGAUCAAGCACUUGCGGAUGCUUAAGGGAAGUAUCCUUGCUGGGAUUGUGAGUGUUAAAUGGCGAUGAAGGUUUUCCUGGCUGAUAUAAUUGAGGGGGAGUACUGUGGAGAUAGUCAUUAAGCGAUCCUGCUUUCUGGAUGGGCUUCAGUUGGAUUUCUCUCGAGGCAUCAUCGUCCUAGUUUGUAAAUGAUAAAGCUCCAAGCACGACAAACUGGAUAAAUGCAGCCAUUCAAUCUUCGCCUCUUUAUUACUGAUCAUGGUAGGGAAAGAAAAAAGGCAAAUCAAAUACAAUACAAGAUAUCACCAG
Talaromyces stipitatus ATCC 10500 is the source of this 1974-nucleotide messenger RNA. RefSeq names its product MFS monosaccharide transporter, putative. Gene Ontology annotation, cellular component: membrane. The transcript has 4 exons. Gene Ontology annotation, biological process: carbohydrate transport; transmembrane transport. Lineage: Eukaryota; Fungi; Ascomycota; Eurotiomycetes; Eurotiales; Trichocomaceae. The coding region runs from base 81 to 1691 and encodes 536 amino acids. The record is from RefSeq and is a predicted model, not a curated record. Gene Ontology annotation, molecular function: carbohydrate:proton symporter activity.